AUUUUAUUCUAAAAACAGCCUAAAAGUAGCUAUCAACCAUGAUGAUUAGGCGAAAAGAAAUGCUACACGUUCCGUGUGCAGUGAAGCUCGGUGGUUCAGGGGCGGUUUAAAUACAUGGUUAGGAAAGGAUGGAGGAAGGGAAAGGGUAACGUACGGAUUUGAUUGAUUUCUCAUGGUAUAGGGUUUUGAACAGACUAGCUAGGAGACUGGUCAGUGACAGGUCAGGCGUGCUAUCGUACAGGCAGAUCUUAUGCUGAUCGAGGAUCGAACGGGAUCGAAAAAUAUAUUGAUCGCAGCUUUCAACGCCUUAAGUCUCUCUUCUUCUUCGUUUGUCAACAAUUUGGCCGCCGGACGAUGGUUAAUAAAAUCUGGUGCCAAGAAGGAGCAAAAAAAUGGUUUUUUAAGGAAAAUCAACCAUUGCAUCCACGAGUUUUGUCCGAACCAAAAUGUCAGAAAUAUGUAGCCACCUGGUAUCUAUUAUAUCGUUGGUUAAUUUUUAUGGCCUGGGCUUGCAUUAUCAUAUGUUCAAUUUUCGAAUUUGGUAGUUACAAACCUAUGUUAGCGUAUGAUAAAUGGCCAAUUUACAUGACCAACUGGGAUUUAGUAUUAGGAUUUACUCAAGCUUUACUUGGCGGUUUUCUCGUAUUGAGAAGAUGGAAUCUGCAAAAAGUAUCGGGCUUCGAUCCUUCUACGCUAAUGCUAGGAUCGAUGGACAAAGUUUAUUUGUUCCUUUAUGUUAUAACUACUAAUACAGCGAUUGUAAUUACGAUUACUUAUUGGAGUAGCAUAUAUGAUCCUACAAUUCAUUAUUUGGAUCCUUUAAAUAUUAUGUUACACAUAUGUAACAGUAUUUUAAUGAUAAUAGAUUUUUGUAUCACGAGCAUUCCGUUUAGAUUAAGGAACUUCUGGUGGUGUUUAAUUUUAGUUAUUUUGUACAUUAUAUUUUCAGUAAUAUAUUAUUUAGUUGGUGGUGUAGACAAGAAUGGUUACCACUAUAUCUAUAAAAUUCUUGACUGGAAAAAACCCGUUCAAGCUUCAUUGGUAUGUAUAGGUGAAGCUGUUUUAAUAACCAUAUUGCAUUCUUUAAUGUGUUUCUUAGAUAUAAUAAAGAAUAGAUUGUAUUUGAAAAUUGACAAGAAAUUAGGAAGACCAUAUUUAGAAACCCAGAUGUCUAGAAGAGAAAAAAAUAUCGAUAUUGUUUAAAAUUUAGCGAUAAUAGGCAAUUUUUUAUAUAUAAUUUUAAAACGUAUUAUUUGUAUUUUACAAUUAUAUAUUUAAAAAUUGUAGUUUCUUAUAUACUUUUUUAAAGAUAAAUUAAUUUUUUUAAUUACAAAAUAGCGUAAAGGAAAAUGAAAGUGAUUUUCUUACAUUCUUUAAUAAAUAUUUAAUAAGACUUCGACAAUAAAUAUAUAUACGAAAUUGUAAAACUUAAAAAUGUACGUUUGUGUAUUUAUGAUUUAUAUAAUUGUAUUUAUAAUUAUAUUAUUACAAAAUAAUAUUCCUCGAAUUAUUUUUAAAUAAAGUUUAAGUUGAUAUAAAUUGAAUUUAAACAAAUAAAUCAUAUAUACUACGACAAAUAAUUUAAUUGUUAGUUACAAAAAUUGUAGAUAGAAUUGUAGCAAUAUAAAAAUUUAUUAUAAAGAAAAUAAUGUAUUAAACAUAUUUUUAAUACACGCACACAUACACGCAUUUAGUUUAGUUAGAUGAAAUUUGUAUUUUGUCAACUUUUUUUUAAUUAUUGUAUACCAAUCUUAUAAAAACAUUUUAAUUUUUUUCAUUUACAUCUCAGUAUAUUUUAAUUUUAAAUUGAGAUUAUUGAAUUAUAUUAUUAUACAAUUAGUAAAAAUUCUCAAUGUAUGAAAUGUAUAGCAUAUAAACUACUCACAUCCUACAAUAUGUAUAUUCAAUAUCUUAAUUCUAGUAAACGAAUUUUAUUAUACAUAUUUAUAUACAUAAGGUUUUAGGAAUUUUAUAUACAAUAGAAGAACAAUGAAUAAACUUUUUGGAAAAAUAGCAACAAUUUAUUAAUAAAAUAACGAUUUGAAGCAAUUAUGGACUGUAGUAUAAAUGAAUGUAAGGCUAAACAAGCCUUUGAUCACAGACCAUAUUAAAACUUAUCCUACAUUAAAAGAUAA
Apis florea (little honeybee) is the source of this 2135-nucleotide messenger RNA. Its product is annotated as protein rolling stone. NCBI's taxonomy places the organism in Eukaryota, Metazoa, Arthropoda, Insecta, Hymenoptera, Apidae. The record is from RefSeq and is a predicted model, not a curated record. Gene Ontology annotation, cellular component: membrane.